This is a messenger RNA of Rhipicephalus sanguineus (brown dog tick), 3916 nucleotides long. RefSeq names its product transmembrane protein 161B (gene emei). The transcript has 11 exons. Lineage: Eukaryota; Metazoa; Arthropoda; Arachnida; Ixodida; Ixodidae. Bases 274 to 1761 code for a protein of 495 amino acids. The record is from RefSeq and is a predicted model, not a curated record.
CUCUCGGAAGCGGUCUGCUGCCAAAAGGGGAUGGAAGGUGUUUUGCCGUGCGUACGGGACCAUGCUUAGCUUUCGUUCAUGUAAUUUGCAUGCGAGUGCGUCCUGAAAAAAAGUCCUCGCUACAACAGAGCAAAUUUCAAUCGUGCCAACAAAGUGGAGUGUCAUCCACUUACGCGUUUCUUGCAGCAACUCAAGCGAAUUAUGAUCGUGUGAAGUGCGGUUAGCUUCGACCCAACGUUGUUUCGACCUGCCCUCCGCCUUGGGACAAGAAACAUGGCACUCUUCGGCGUCCAGAUCGUGAUUACGAUGAUAAUGGCCAGCGUUCUACAAAAGCUGUCGCCGCAAUACUCGAUAUCUCGCUGGAUCAUCUGUAAAAGACUGAUACGGUAUCUUCACCCGUCGGACGAAGAACUCAAGUCACUUGCUGGAAUUUCGGGAAAGUCUUUCAAGGGAAAAGGCCGAAGAGAAAAGUGGAGAAACCGCAAUGGCUCCUUGGAUGAUGGCAAGGACUACGAGGAGUUUCUGGUGCCAAAAAGCGUGCCCGUGGUGUUGCAAGCGGCACCGAUCACGGCCGAUGAAGCACUGCAGCUCCGUUUCUACACCGACUACCAGUGGCUGAUGGAUUUCGCCCUGCACGCCGUCUUGGUGUAUGCCGUCACGGAGGCCUACCGCUACUACUUUCCCGGUCGCGAAGAGAUCAACCUCAGCCUGGUGUGGUGCUUGUUGGUGCUGGGCUUUGCCAUCAAGGUCCUCUUCUCACUGACAGCCCUCUAUUUCCGUGGUGAGGAGCCCAUUGGGGAACGCUCGCUCUGCCUCGUCUCAGGGUUCACCUUUUUCGUCCUCGCCAUGGUGGCAUUGAUUGCUGACGAAGACUUCCUUGAGUUUGGUCUCCGUGAUGCAUAUAGAAGUUUCAACGAGAGUUCGCACCAGUUUCUUCAAACGCAAGGUUUGAGUUCAAGUGGUCCUACAUCUCAGCUGAUGUUCAAGUUCUCACUAGCCGUGUGGUGUGGCCUUGUGGGGGCUUUCUUCACAUUCCCUGGCCUCCGUUAUGCCCGCAUGCAUUGGGACUCCUUUAAGUAUUGUGAAGGGCAGCAUUUCCUCAGGUUGUUGCUUCACAUGAGCUUUGUCUCGCCUCUCUUUGUGGUGCUGCUGUGGGUGAAGCCUCUUGCCCGCGAAUAUUUCACCGAGAGAUCUUUCCCGGGCAUGAAGGGGAAUCUAAUCAGUGGGGAGGCAUUUGAGACAAGCCGCAUCGUGCUAGUGCUGGCUGUUGUGGUGCUGCGGCUCUGCCUGAUGCCACGGUACCUGCAGUCCUAUUUGAAUCUGGCCCCUGAAAAGAUGGCUGAGCUUCGCAAGGAAGCUGGAAACAUCAGCAACAUUGACCUUCAGCGCAAGGUUGUUCGUGUCUUCUACUACUUGUGUGUAGUAGCCCUGCAGUACAUCACACCAUUGCUCACGUGUGCAUUUACAGCUCUCCUGCUGAAAACUUUAGGUGGUCACAGUUGGAUGGCCUACCUGUGGUCACCGGGCAAUCCUGGUGCCCCUGUUCAACACGACAAGGUCCCCGGAGUGCCGCCGAGGGGUCCUUCUCCAGAAUCCAUCCUGGCAACUAGCCAGCAGUUCUCGCUAACGCUAGCCGGGCUCCGAGCCAUCUUCACGCCAGUGUUAUUCCGUGGCGUCCUCAGCUUCAUGACCUGGUGGCUGUGUGCCACGUCUUUUGCUACCAGUGUCGUUGGACUCGUGUACCACACGUACACUUCCUAGGUUGAAAUUGUUGAACAGUAGCGCUAGUACGAACGAGAAUUUUUACAACAAGGCGGUUUCGCGUCGGAGGCACUUCGUGAGACGUGGUUUGUGCAUGUGGUAGCAGGCAGGGUGACAUCUUUUUAGAACCCAUUUAGGCUAGGAAUAAUACCACUUGGUUUCGAGUACUUGUGAGAGCUGGGGACGGGUUCACUUAAAUCUGGGUUUGCGCAACUAGCUGCUUCAGGAUACGUCUCGGUAUGCAGGAGGUUGAUAGUGCGGUUAACACAUUGCCGCCAUAAUUUCGAGGAAGUUAACUUUAUGGCAACUAUACUUUGCUCAUGAAGUGGGUUUUCGUGUGCGAGUGCAUUGACAAAUGCUGAUUAGCUGUGCAAGAAGUGAAGCUUAUGCAAGCCUACGUGAGGCCAGUCUUUGAACGCAAAACCUUGAUGAAGCAAGGUAUGCUGUAGUUUAAAUGACCUUUGCCUCUUUUACAUUUGCAUAUCACAUGAAUGUGGAUGAUCAUUCUUCACUGUGUACAGUGUAACACAGGGCCGGUAUUUUAUAGCACUGCCUUUCCGCGCUUUGCAAUGGUCUGCCUAACUGGCCUGCCUGACUUUAUCAAUUGGCCCAGCUGGCCAAUAAGGCUAGCAUAGAAACGGGCUUAACGCAUGGCUACAGAAUACUGGCCCAGUCAUUCCAAAUGGCCAAGGUCAUUUGGAAUAGCAGUGCACGUACAUGGGCACUGAGCAUGGGUUAUACAAAGCUUGGAGCUUGUAUAUGAUGUGUUCGUGUUGUGGUACUUAAAUGCCCUCUGCCCAGCAGUGUCGGGCUCCUCUCUCACAUGGAAUGUUUUGUUAGCUCCAUUACAGAGUCUCGUUUUGAUAUCUUGUUAACAAUCAUUCAUGAAAUUUUCACACUUUUCCUGCUAUUGUCACUUGGUAGUGAUGUUUCUCACUCUUUCUUGAGUUAACCAGAUUAUGUUCUGCAGGCAGUGGUAUGAUAAAAAUAUCGAGACUGCCAACACAACAUCGCCAAACUGACCGUCAACUUAGUAAUAAGUGUGUUUCUCUUGUUUAGUGUCCCAGUUAACUGCUUAGUUGUAUCCUGCGCUUCUCAGCAAAUUAAGUUAGGGCAAACGAUGAGUGAUUCUGUGGCUCACCACACUACAUCCACGAGGCAUGCUGGCUGUUCAACGCAGAUACUACUUGGCGUUUCCUGUGCACAACUGCACUUUACUGUGUCAUUCGUCGCCUUUGCUCAAGCACGUUGUUAGUGUUGAUGUCACAUUAUCGGUUGGUUUCUCAUACUGUUGUGUUUUAUAUGAUUUUGGAAGUGCAAUCUUAAGUGUUUGGCAUAUUGUGAUUGAGGUAAAUUUGAGGACUAAGAACUUGAGUCAGCUGUACAGGAGUUAAACCGUGACUUGGCGAUCGUGUGUUGCAUUAUUGAUAUUUGUUUCAAGGCUGCUUUGGCUGCAUGUACAUUCGUUUUUAGUUGCAUGUUGUUGAGAAGGCACCCUUGAGAUUUACUUUGCAAGAGAUUGAAAUAACAAGACACACAAAGUGUAGUUUUGCACCCAGGCAUGAUUGUGACAAUUAUGUAGCCAGUUCCAUGGGUAGGUGCUUGGCUGAAUGAAGGCAUAGCUUCAUUUUCUUGGCAACAUGCAGGUCAACAAGCCGUGUGUGAACUUAUGGAAAGUUUUUACGAAGUUUAUGAAUACCUUUCACAUGUGUGCAUGGUGAAUGUACACUGCUAAGCACCACACACAUUCUUUUCCCAGAGAAGUGUUUUUUUUUUGUACAUUUAGGUGUCAACAGUAUUUUAAACGUAGGUACGAUAGACAUUGUUGUUUUCUCACUAUAUCGUUUAUAGGCCACCAUAGUAACUUAUUAAUUUGUAGACAAGCUUCUUCAUGCAGUUGGUAAAAAUCAUGAUAUAAAACCUAUGCAACUACUAGUCUGUUACUAGUAUAUAGCCUUUUUCAGUGUCAAAAUGGGGUCUCACUUCAUCAAACUGCUCUUAUGUAACCACAUGUGAUAGGCAUCAUCUUCCACAGUCAACGUAGUCACUUGUGUGCCUUUUUUCAAUGCUGACGGAUAUGUGCAGCGUGUUGUGAAAUGGUGUAAGUGUUGUUUUCGAGUGUAUGACAUUUUUCUUAUAAACAACACACAUCGCA